Molecule: messenger RNA, 1384 nt
Organism: Paramecium sonneborni
Lineage: Eukaryota; Ciliophora; Oligohymenophorea; Peniculida; Parameciidae
Source: the annotation of a GenBank genome assembly
AUGAUAUUAUAGUAGAAAUAAGCUUUGAAUGAUAAUAAUCUGCACUCUCUAAUUUAUAAAGGAGAAACUUGUAAACAAUCUUGAUUCAUUUCUAGUUCAUCAGGUAUGCAUAUAUUGGACACACUAUCGAUUGCAAAUUAUCACAGUCCAGAUCCAUAAAUCAAGGACCAUUUAUUGAAAAUAGCUAGAGAACUUUAUAAGGAUGACUAAGAAUUACCAAAAUUGAUGUAAAGAUAUGAAUUAUCUAUUGCCAUUCUAGAAAAAGAAUCAUUCAAUGUUAAAGUAUUAUUUCAGCUUAAUUAGUAAUACUUAUCACUGUAUGCAACAGUAAUGAAAACCAAAAUUAAGGAAUUUUACACAAACUAAAAGUUUUAGUUAUUUUGUAAUGUCUAUAUUCCACCAAAAUUUGCUAGAACAAUAAAUAUUUUUUGUUAUAGUCCUUCACUUACUGGUUAUGUUGCCCUUGUUAAAACUGAUUAGAUGACUAGUUUAAUUGCAAUGGAGUAAAUGUUAUCUCAAAUUGAUAAUAAAGAAUAGGAAAAUUAUUACACAUUUGAUGAAUUAUUUGAAGAUGUAUAUAUACAUUCAUUUUAGAAUUCUAUUCCAAUUAUCAAUAUGACUCCUGAAAAAGAACAAUAGAAAACAGUGAUCAAAAGACAUAAAAAGUCUUUAUCAGAACAUUAAAUGUUUGAUUUUCAAAGAGAAUAAAAAUAAGCUUAGAUUUUAGCAUAAAUGCAAUCUAUAAAUUAAGAUAAAGCUUGUAAUUUAAUAUUUGAGAUAUAGUUUAUUUUUCUUAGGCAAAACCACAAUAGUUUCUUUAGGAUGACUAUCAAUUCCCUUCUUUAGAUUAGUUAAACUCAAAUAAAAGUGAUAAUGCAAAUAUAGAUGAAUAAAGAAAGCGUUAGACAUACAUAAAUCAAUUUGAUUAGCAACUAUCAUAAGAUAUUUAUUAGUAGAAAUUAGAAGAAGCAACACUUGACCCUGAUGAUUUUGAUAUAUUUCCUCCUUUAGAAUUGAAUUCAUUAAUAAGUUAUCCACAAUUAAAUAAGUUAUAACAAACUGAUUUAAAGAAGUAAAUGGCAAAUCCAAUCUACACAGGGAGAUUAAAGUUUUUUGAUGAAUAAAAAAAUUAUGGAUUUAUUGUUAUGGAUGAGGAUAAAUCUGAUAUUUUUGUUCAUUUAGAUGAUUUAUAAAAGGCUGGAGUGACAAAAGAAGUCUUAAAAACUGCAAAAUUAGGGUCUUUAAUUAGGUAUUUUUAAAGGUUAAAAUUAGAUUUUAAUUUAAUUGUAUGGUAUAUGUUGGAAAGUACAAGAAAUCUAGAAAGGCUGUAGAAUUGAAAUUACUAAGCAAUUAAUAAGCAAACAUUUUCAAAGCAUAUUAAUGA